Messenger RNA from Stegodyphus dumicola, 2316 nucleotides. Its product is annotated as neuroguidin-B-like. The record is from RefSeq and is a predicted model, not a curated record. Gene Ontology annotation, biological process: nucleoside metabolic process. Gene Ontology annotation, molecular function: S-methyl-5-thioadenosine phosphorylase activity. Gene Ontology annotation, cellular component: cytosol. Lineage: Eukaryota; Metazoa; Arthropoda; Arachnida; Araneae; Eresidae.
UAUAAAAUUCAAAAUUCAGUUUUCCAGGUGCAUAUGUUCGGGUGGAAGACCACAUUCAUUAAAACUGAGUGGUACCAUCAUUUUUUCACAGUGCCAGGAACAUACAUAUAUCAAGAUUCUUCAUAAUUUAAUUUCUUUAGGAAUAAUACAGGGCGUUAAUAUUUGAUGGAAACAAUUUGAAAAGUAAUACAGUUGUUCAGAGUAUACGACAGAAAUUCUUAUUUCAAGACAGCCCAUUCAGGCUGAUGUACUUUUUGGAUUGGCAUUAUUGGUGGCUCUGGCUUAGACGAUCCCGAUGUUCUCACCGAUCGAAAAGAAAAGACUUUUGUGACUCCCUUUGGUUCACCAUCAGACAGUCUUAUUGAAGGGAAAAUAAAGAACGUUGAUUGUGUCCUUUUAGCAAGACAUGGACGGAAGCAUACCAUCAUGCCUAGCAAUGUUAAUUAUCGAGCCAAUAUUUUUGCCUUAAAAGAACUUGGUUGUACUCAUAUCGUAGUUACAAAUGCAUGUGGUUCACUAAGAGAAAAUAUCAAGCCUGGUCAUAUUAUAUUUCCUGAUCAAUUCAUUGAUAGAACAACUAAACGAGCUAGUACUUUUUAUGAUGGUGCAGAGUUAUCUCCAAAAGGCGUUUGUCACAUUCCAAUGCAUACACCUUUCUGUCCUGCUACUCGAAAGAUUCUUGCUGAAACAGCUAAAAAACUUGAAUUUCCACAUCAUGAAUCAGGCACAAUUGUUGUAAUUGAAGGUCCCCGUUUUUCUACGAGAGCAGAAAGUCAUCUGUUUCAGUCUUGGAAUUGUGACAUCAUAGGCAUGACCACUGUACCAGAAGUAGUACUUGCAAAUGAGCUCGGGCUGUGUUAUGCAGCUGUUGCCAUGGCUACUGACUAUGAUUGUUGGCGUUAUGAUGAAUCAUCUGUUUGUGUUGAUGAAGUAAUGGCGACAAUGAAACAAAAUGCAUAUAAAGCUACACAAAUUCUUUUAAAUGCUAUACCUGCUAUUGCCGAGAAAGACUGGUCAAAUAUUUUGAAAGAAAAUGAGAUGGAAGAUAUUAGUUUUGAAGAUGUUGAAGAGACAAUAAAAUUAAUAAAAGAAGUACCACAGCUAGCAGGUAAUGUUUCUGAUACAGUUCAGAAUGUUUUGAAAAGAAUGAAAAAUAAUGAGCUAGAGACCCAUAAGGGGAUAAGUUUUCUAGAUCUUAAAAAUCAAAUUAUGCUGAGCUAUGUGACCAAUCUUAGCUACAUUGUCAUGAAAAAAUUACAAGGUGAAAAAAUUGAGGAUGAUCCUGUGGUUGAAAGAUUGGUUGAAUUAAGAAUAGUUUUAGAGAAAAUGAGGCCAAUAGAUGAGAAACUGAAAUAUCAGAUCAAUAAAUUGCUAGCUACAGCAACAUCAGGAAAUAUUGAUACUAAAGAUCCUCUUCGAUUCAGAGCCAAUCCUGAAAGUUUAGAGGAUCAGGAAGAAGAAGAUACUCCAAAUGAAAGCAAAAGAGAGUCUAAAGUAUAUGUUCCUCCUAAAAUUUCUGCUGCUUAUUUUGGUUUGUAUUUCCAAGUUUCAAUUUGUUACUUUCUUUUAAUUCUCUUUUUAUUAUUUCAAUGCUGUUUAUAGAAACUGUGGCAUGUGAAAAAAUCCCUAUAUAAUUAAUGCAUAAAAUACACUUUUGUUGUAGUCACUGCUCAUUGUAUCUUUCUUUUUUAAAAAGAAGGAUAUGACAUCUCAUGUAAGUGUCAACCGUGUUACAUUUAAAUAUAUUCCAUUUAUUAUUUAAACAUUUCAUUAAUUUCUGUCCUUCCGUUUUGUGUUUACUUGCACAUUCAUCAUAUUUAAAAAUGCUGAUGCAGUGAAUUUUGUUCGGCAUAUUUCUCAUAAUUUUCUAACAUUUAAGUGUUACCCUUCUUAAAAAAAAAGUAUGAUACUGAAUACUGUUAGUUAUGUUAUUAUUCAAUAUAUGUGAUAUAAAUCAGGGAAAAUUCCACUUAGCUCCAAACUUAUGAAAAUCUUUUUGGGCAGUAUGUGUAUGUUAUCAGCUGUUAUUAGAAAUGUUUCUUCUGUACUCAGUGUGUAACUCAGAAUGAGAAAUGCAGCAAGCCACAAGUAUUUUUUAUAUGACUGUAUGCUCUAGACUGACCCACAAAAAAAUCUUUUAUUUAGGAUAUAUUCAGUUAUCACUUAAAAGCUAAAUAAAAAUUAUCAAUUUUUCUUUUUUUUUUAAAUCAGAUGCUAAGCUAAACUCUUCCACUUUCUUGUCUUUUUGUAUCACCAAUUUGUAGAAAAGCAGUUUUAGAGAUAUUUGUGGCAAAUAUAAAAGAUAUGUUUAUUGUU